Messenger RNA from Lodderomyces pseudojiufengensis, 1593 nucleotides. RefSeq names its product transcription factor IIF subunit (gene TFG1). Gene Ontology annotation, cellular component: nucleus; transcription factor TFIIF complex. Gene Ontology annotation, molecular function: TFIIF-class transcription factor complex binding; DNA binding; RNA polymerase II general transcription initiation factor activity. Lineage: Eukaryota; Fungi; Ascomycota; Pichiomycetes; Serinales; Debaryomycetaceae. The record is from RefSeq and is a predicted model, not a curated record. The coding region runs from base 1 to 1593 and encodes 530 amino acids. Gene Ontology annotation, biological process: positive regulation of transcription elongation by RNA polymerase II; transcription initiation at RNA polymerase II promoter. The transcript has a single exon.
AUGAGCGAUUCAGAACAAUGGAAAGAGAUACCGUUAUUUGCUCCAACAGAAGAUGAUUUAAAAGAUGUUAGAACUCAUAUUUUUAAAUUCAGCUCCAAAAAUGAAAUAAAUUUUGAUAAAUUCCAAAGACCAGUGUAUAUGAGUCGGAAAGAUCCUAGAAAUAUUAGUUUUCAUCUAUCUAGAAAAGAACAAGAACAACGUAAAAAGGAGAGACAAGAAGAAGAAGCAAGGAAAAAAGAGGAAAUAGAACGAGAGAAAGCUCAACAAGAUCAAGAAGAUCAAUCAAAACCUAAAGCACAAACACCAGAUGCAGAGCAAAGUAAAAUUGCACCAGAUGGAGGAGCUCGUAGAGGUAAAAAAAGUCUUUUCAAACGUAAGACUAAACAAAUAAAUUUAAUGGAUGAUGCUAAGAGAAAACUUCGUUACGAAGAACAUUUCCCAUGGAUACUAGAAGAUUAUACUGGUGAUAAUGUAUUCACAUCAAGUUAUGAGGCCCCUUCCAAUGAACAAGCUCUAUUUGUAUUUGAUAAGAAUGGUUUCAAAUUAAUACCUGUUGAAAAGUCAUAUAGAUUUGCUCCAAGAAAUAGAUAUGCCACAUUGACGAUUGAAGAAGCUGAAGCCAAAAUGAGUGAAAGUAAUAUACCACGUUGGCUUAUGAAACAUAUGGAAGAAGACUCGAUACAGGAAGGAAUUCCAGAUCAAAGAUUUAAAAAAAGUUUUCGAACAGCAAGUAAUAAUAUGAGAACUGUUACAGGAGGUGCAGUAAAUGAGCGAGAUUCAGAUCAUGAUGAUUUGGAUUUUGAAGAAGAAUUUGCAGAUGAUGAAGAAGCUCCGAUUAUGGAUGGAGAUGAAGAAGAAAAUAAAUUAUCAGAGCGUAAAGUUAAAAAAGAAAUGUUGAAAGCUGCUCAUUUCAAUGCUGAAGAAGAAGCAGAUGAUGAUUUAGAUGAUCUUUUUGAAACUGAAAAAUCAAGAAAAGUGGAUAAAGAAGGUAAAAAAUUGAGAAAAGUAUUGAAUAAAAGAGAAGGUGGCAUAUAUGAUAGUGAUGAAGAUGAACAAGAAGGUCAACAAUAUUUAUCUAAAUCAGAUUUAGAAAGUGAUGAAGAAAGUGAAUCAGAAAUUAAAGUUAAGACGGAACCAGGUGAAGAUGAACCGUUACAACCGCAACAAUAUCAAAGAACAAUUAGCGCGAAAGACAUUGGAGAUGGGUUUGUUUUAGUGAAAGCACCUAAAGAGUUCCUAGAGACAUUACCUUUUGGAGAUUGGCUUCCAAAUGGUAGAAAACCAGAUUUGUCUGCACCUUUUAAACGAAUCAAAUUGGAAAAGACCCCAUCGAAAGAACGUUCACCUUCACCAGCGCCAGUUGUAAAUACCGCAAUUACGGAAGAUGAUUUGAAUAACCCUGGUCCUGACUCAUUGUUGGUUACAGUGAAAGACGUUCUUGAUAUCGUACGAGAUAGACCAUUAACCACAAAAGAGUUAUUAGUUGGCUUAAAAAGUAGAGUCAGUGCUCAUCCAGAUAACAAGCAACGUAUAAUUGCUAUAGUCAAACAAAACUUGAAAUUAGUUGAUGGUAAAUUAGUAUUAAAAGAGUAA